CUUUACCCAUUCCUGCUGGUCCGGGACAGAGUGUUUCCGUGGACUUCAUGGAUACCCUCGUGACCAGCAAGAGCGGCAAGAGGCAUAUCUUUGUCAUAGUUGAUAGGUUCACUAAAUAUGCUAGACUAAUCGCCAUGCCAGAGACUGCCAGGACUGAGCACGUCAUCAAGUUAUUCAUGGAUAACUGGGUGCGUGACGUUGGUCUGCCAAAGACGAUUGUUAGUGAUAGAGAUGUCCGGUUCACCAACGAGAUGUGGAAAAAGGCCGCUGAACAGAUGGGCAGCCAGCUCCAAAUGACUUCUGGGAAUCAUCCCGAAGACAAUGGGCAGGCUGAACAGAUGAACCGUGUGGUGCAGCAUCUGCGGAGGCACUAUAUCAAGCCCAUCCAGGAUGACUGGGAUGAGACAUUACCUGUCAUCGCCAGUCUGUACAAUAAUGCUGUACAUAGCACCACCGGUGUCAGUCCUAAUCAGCUGCAUUUGGGGUGGAAGCCUAGAUCUGCUUUAUACUUCGUCCUACCUGAAAAUCGAACUGCUGCAACCCCUGGAACCAUUGAAUCUGGUGUCCAGUAUGAGAAGCUGUUGCAGCAGACUGUCGAACACAUCAAGAAAUCUCAAGAAGCAAUGAUUGCUUCUGGGAACAAGCAUCGCCGAGAGUCCACAUUUCAGGUAGGGGAACGUGUCUGGGUCAAGGCUAUUGAGUUGGGACAGGAAUUCGGCAUCUCUAAAAAACUAAUGCCUCAGUAUUUCGGUCCCUGGGAAGUCUUAGACAUUGUGGGUAGUGAUUUGGAUGGUCCCUCGUACGUGAUUCGAAUCCCUGGUCACCUACGCACCUACCCUGUGUUUCACGCCUCAAAGCUUGCACCUUUCGCUGAGACUGAACAAUUCCCAUCAAGGAGAUCUAUGCUGCCCCCAACCAUGGAUGGUCACGUGGAUGUCGACGAUAUUCUGGAACACAGAGACAUGCCUGUUCCCAAGCCAGCUGGCCAAGGAAGACCGCCUAAACCUGUGAGGGAGCACAUGGUACGGUUCAGGCAUCACACGGAUCCAAAGGAAGACCGAUGGUUCACAAGAGAGGAACUAGUCAAGACAGCUCCUCAGAUCGUGGCAGAUACCACUGCUGCUGCUGCCACUGGCGCUACUGCUAUCACUGUUGUUGCUGCUGAUGCGACUGUUGCUCCUGCUGCUGCCGUUCCUGCUACUGCUAUUACUGCUGCUGCUGCUGCUGUCAUGCCACUGCUGCUGUCAUCACUGCUGGCAAUACUGGUGGUGGCGGUGAUGGUGGUGAUGAUGAUAAGGAAUGUGAAGAAAAGAGGAGGACAGCGAGGAGGAGGAGGAGAAAGUGGAGGAGUCACCCUUGUCCGCGCCCUUGAGGAUCUUCUCCUUGAUCGGUACCGAGAUAAACAUGCUGCGCUCAAGGCUAGGCUGAAGCUUGAGGCCCUCAAGGGCCAAACAUGGAGGUCAUCCAUGCAAGCUUUGGAACAACACUUAACUGGUCUGUUCACCACUCCGGAUCUGGGAAUGACUGACGUAUCUUGUAUGGAUGUAGUCAUGGGAGUGGCCCCUAAAGAAUACCUCUCCCUGCUAGCACUCAAGGACCAUGCUACCUGGCGAGAGCUCAUGAAGGACCUAGUCGACCUAGAGGCCAAGGACCUCGCCAGGCGCAAGAAGGCGCCCGCUGCAGGUGGGAAACCACAACGCAAGCGGUUUGGAAGCAGCAACCAGCUUGCACUGCAUGAUCAUCGGGAGGCUGACGAUCAGUCCUAUGCGGAUGAUCUGUCUCUAGAUGACGAUCUAGAGCCGGACUCCGAUACGGGUUGUUCCACUUCAGCCAUUGAGUGUGACAGAAAUGAUGAUGAGAAGCUUAAUGCAUUCAGAAAGACUGCUUCAAAUAAGGGGCCUAACCAUGGUUCAGGAUUGCUAUCGUCUUCAGGGAAACAGGCAAGCGGCGUAGAGGAGUCAUCAGCACUCUCUACAGCAAGGGAAGCUGGGCAGUCAGUUGCAGGCCCUUCCGAGGAGCCUGGAUCUGAUCAGCAGCGUGCUCUUGAAGCCCAAACUAAUGCUGACUCCAAGGCUGAUAUAGUCCAAGUUCUAUACACUGAGCCUUGGGAGGAUUCUAAAGAGGUCGACCUCCACGMCCACAUGGAGCAUUGGCUGCAGCUCAAGCAGCAACGCCGUGUUCAAGGGAGCGUGGAGCUGACUUUCUUUAAACUACUCAUUAACCGCUGAUACAUCCGUGUGCUGAUUGACAGUGGUUCGACCACAUAUUUCUUCUCUCCGAACGGGAUUCGUAAGGCGGGCCUGGGUAUGAAGCAAGUGGAACUGCAGAACCCUUGUCGGACUCAGGUGGGCAACCAAGAGGUUGUCACUUCCACUCAUGCUGUCAAAGGUGUGCGCAUCACCUUUGACAAAGAUCGCACUGUCACACAUGAGCUGAAUUUCUAUGUCUUGGACAAGUGUCCUUUCGACGCGGUCAUUGGCUUGGGCUGGCUAAAGGCUCAUUGACUAAGGACCACGUGGGCGCACAACCAGUUCGUGGUACUUGACGCCAAGGGGAACGAGCGUACUGUCUUGUUAGAUGAGACGCGCGAGUCCCCUGUGACUCUUCUCAGUGCUAACAAAUUCUGCAGGUCAGU
Chara braunii is the source of this 2635-nucleotide messenger RNA. NCBI's taxonomy places the organism in Eukaryota, Viridiplantae, Streptophyta, Charophyceae, Charales, Characeae. The record is from the annotation of a GenBank genome assembly.